Messenger RNA from Cotesia congregata, 2463 nucleotides. The record is from the annotation of a GenBank genome assembly. NCBI's taxonomy places the organism in Eukaryota, Metazoa, Arthropoda, Insecta, Hymenoptera, Braconidae.
AUGAAGCAUUUCAUAUUUUGCCUAAUAUUCUUCCUCAUCUGCAGUUCUCAGGACUGUUGGGGGAACAGUACAGGCAGAACUAAAGAGCAAGAACAGCAGAGCAUUAAUCAAUCGUUGGAAUCCGCAAAAUCAGAGUUAAAGAGUAAAAAAGAAGAAUAUUUAGGAGUACUUGAAGACGCAUUUACGGGAGGAAUUGAAUUUGUUAUAAACACAACUACCGACUCAAUAAAAAAAUUCAAUUCAACAUCUCGAGAAUUAAAAUCGUCUUUUGAUGCAGAGAUAAUUAAGAAUAUAAAUAAAAACUUUGAAUCACUCGAAGAAGCUACUUUAGGAGCUAUUGGAAUUCUUUUAAACACAACCGACGAAUCAGUGAAAAAACUCAACUCUACAUCUCAAAAGUUACAAUUGUCUUUUGAUGCAGAGUUGAAGAACAAAACAACGGAAUAUGUAGAAUCACUCGAAAAAGCAACAUUAGGAAGCAUCCAAUUCAUUACAGACACAAACAAAACGCUAGAGUCGUCUUUCGACAAAGCCAAAGAGUGGGUGGAGAUCUUGGAAAACAAAACUACUGCUGGAGAACAAUUAGUUGCUCGUACGCUUGAAAAUGCGAAUAAAGAGCUUGAGAAGAAUGUCAAUAAGACAUUUGAAGAUACUCAGAAGAUUCUACAAUCAGCUGGUACUACUAUUUUGUCGUCAGCUCAAUUGAUAAAUGAUGCGAGCGUUGCUGCGAAAGAGAGAACGGAGAGAGAAUUAAAAUCCCAAUCUGAGUCUGUUAUUGCUGAGUUUUACCAGAAGACGAACGAUUCAUUGAAAACAGUGGAGUCUGUUAUUGAGCAGACGAACACUAGCGUUGUGCUUUAUCUGGAGAACAGUCUAAAGGAGAAAGCGUAUCUAGAAGAUGUUGCUCUGCAGAAAUCAUUGGAUUCUAAAAAGGAUAAACUGGUUGAAGAUUUAAACGACGAGAAAGAUGCACUUAAAAGACAGUUGGAAGAAGAGCUUCAAGGAAAAAUAAGAGAUCUAGAAACACGUAAUGAUCUGCUAAAAAGUGAAUUGGAGAAGAAAAAGCUGGAAGUUGAGGAAAAGUGGAAUGAGGUAACUGAUGAACGCAACUUCAAAGAAGAAAUUAGAAGAAUUAAAGAAGAGCUUAUUGCUGAUAUGAAAUCGGAGUUUUCGCAAAACAAAACGGAAUUUAUGAAGGAAAUCAAAGAAGCUGUUAUUGCUGAAACGGCAGUGCAAAUGGAGAGUGUAAAAACAAGCCUCGAAGGAGAGAAGAGUAGGGUGAAAGGAGAGUUUAUAGCUGAAAUUGAAUCAGACCUUUCAGAACGCAAAGCAGAAUAUUUAGGAGAAAUCAGAGGUAAUGUUACUGAGGAAAUAUCAAAACAAGUACAGAGUACGAAAACAAUCAUCGGAGAAGAAAGAGAAAAAUCAAAGUUAGCAUUAGAAGAAAAUAAAAAUGUAUAUGUUGAAGAACUAGAGAAACUGAAAAAAAAAAUUGAAGAUGAACUAGAAAGAUUUUGUAAAUCAUGUAGUAAUUUAACCAGUAGUUCAAGUGAAUUGGAGGGUGGACAAACUCUAUUAAAAACCAACUUUGAGUCAAGAAUAGAGGCGGUCAAUUCUCCAGUUAUUGACAAAAAUGAAACAGCUACCAUCUCACAAUCUCCAGUAAUUAACAAAAAUGAAUCACAUAUCGUAAUAACUUCUCCAAUUAUCAAUGAAAAUAAAACAGAUAACUUUCCAUCCUCUCCAGAAAUUACCAAAAAUACAACUGAUUUUGUAGCAGCUUCCCCGCUUACCAAAGAAACAGAAGUAGAUAUCGACCCGGUCUUUCCAAUAAACAAGAAAAAUAAAACAGAUGUCGUAACGUCGUCUCCAGUUGUCGAAAAAAAUGAAACAGACACAACAUCAAGUAGUAAUCUGACCAAUAGUCUUAAUGCAUUGGAGAAUGGACAAACUCCAUUAAAAACCAACUUUGAGUCAAGAAUAGAGGCGGUCAAUUCUCCAGUUAUUGACAAAAAUGAAACAGCUACCAUCUCACAAUCUCCAGUAAUUAACAAAAAUGAAUCACAUAUCGUAAUAACUUCUCCAAUUAUCAAUGAAAAUAAAACAGAUAUCUUCCCAUCCUCUCCAGAAAUUACCAAAAAUACAACUGAUUUUGUACCACCUUCUCCAGUUAUCGAAGAAAAUGAAGUAAAUAUCGUCCCAUCCUCUCCAGUAAUAAAAAAAAAUGAAACAGAUAUAACAGAUUUUCUAGUAAAAAAUAAUGAAACAGAUAUCUUAACAUCUUCUCCAAUUAUCAACAAGAAGGAAAGCAUUAUUGUACCACUUCCAAUUUCCAACAAAAAUGACACUGAUGCUGACUAUGUUCCAACUAAUCUAAUUCCACAAGUUAUCAAUACUUCUAAAGAAAUGAAUCUAAUUGAUAGUGUUCACAUUUUCUUCGCUAGAUUGCGUUCCAAACAUUAA